Molecule: messenger RNA, 1197 nt
Organism: Coniosporium apollinis CBS 100218
Lineage: Eukaryota; Fungi; Ascomycota; Dothideomycetes
Exons: 3
Coding region: 1-1197 (398 amino acids)
Source: RefSeq, a predicted model, not a curated record
AUGGCCAAUGCCUUCGUCUCCGCGCUUGAAGUGACGGACCUGAGGUAUAACCUGGCCUAUUACGGGGGAUUUCUCAAAGACAUUCCAAGGCGUCUUGGCACGAAUGAUGUCCUGGAUGCGUCUGUAGGCGCCCUGACAAGCGCUCUUUCGUCUCUCUACACACGUCGGCAGUCUCCGGAGACGCUUGCUAGAUACGUACAUGCCUUGAGGACUCUAAGAAUCAGUCUGGACGAUUCUACCAAGACCGGAUCAGCUAAUACUCUGUGCGCCAUGUACCUGAUAAUGAUUUGCCAGGGCUGGAUAGGGAGGCACGACGAUCAGAUUUUGGGUCACGGAGAAGCAGUGGCAUACCUAUUGAACGCUGCAGCUUUCCAAAACUGGCGGGGGAGCUUCGAGUCUGAAUUACUCAUCACACUGUGCGUGCCUGUGAUUCUCGAGAGUGUCGUCAACCCUAAGAUUCACUUGAAUCCCUGGCUCGGGAAGCUGACCGAGACUUACGGACCACGCAGACCUUUCAAACGCGGCGAAGGCAUCUCCAUUCACAGCAUACAAUUGCAGAGCCUCGCCAGAAUCCCGGAUUUCAUUCGAGAUCCCGAAAUGCAUCUCUUCGAAAUAAAAUCCGCUUACCAGCAAAUGCGAGCCGACGCCCCGAAGUUACGCCAGCGUCUGGCUCAAUUGACUGAGCUAACUUCUUCCGGCGCAGUUCGACCUCUCUCACCCCGUACCCCCAUAAUGGGACUACAUACUCGCUACCAAGGAGCGUAUGGUAUUCUGCUUGCCCUGACCUUGACCCUUAACGGCAUACUUCGCGCAUUUGACCCCGACGACAUGACUAUGGUUGAAGAAUCCGCGAGCUUUUCCAUCGACAUCAUGACUGUCGCGGCGCACGCGUCACAAUACAGACCUCUCGGGGCCAGCUAUGUGCCUCUGUGCCUCAUUGCCGCAUGGGCAGUGACCGAAGACCCACCCAAGCAGGCCGAAGUCGAGAAAAUGCUGGCAGAGUACCAGAGGGACUUUGUGGAAGCGAGAUGGAUGCACUGUGCGAUCUGGCUGAAGAACAGGUUUGAGAGCCUGCGUCGCAAAGUGUCGACGUCGCAUCUCGAGAAUCCCCAUGACAGCGGAUGCACAGCAGCGAGUGCUCCUGGCGGUGAUCUGGCAGAGGAAAUGGGAGCUGGUGCAUCAUGUUGUAUCCUGUAA